CAAGAUGUUAACAGACCCCCUACGUCACCGGUGACGACACAGCUGACGGCCAAUCUGAUGACAGGAGCGAAGAUGGCGGCCUCCGACACAAGCGCCAGGAGCUCCCGAGAAUUAUGGACCAUAUUGCUCGGAAGAACAGCUUUGCGAGAGCCGGCUCAGAUUGAAGCAGAACUUGACAAACAUUGGGAUCGACUGCAUCAGGGACUCAGCUAUUACAAACCUUCCAGUUCUGCUUCUGCAGACAAGGUGAAGGCCAACAAAGAUGUUGCACAAUCGUUGAAGGAUUUUGGGCUGAGGAUCAGUAAGCUACUAGGUCUGGAUGAGCAACAAAGCGUGCAACUUUUACAGUUGUAUCUUCAAGAGGACUACAGAGGAACCAGAGAUUCCCUAAAGGUUGUAAUUAAAGAUGAACGACAAAGCCAAGCUCUUCUUUUGAAGAUUGCUGACUAUUACUACGAUGAGCGCAUGUGUCUGCUCAGAUGUGUUCUGCUCCUGCUGACGUACUUUCAAGAUGAGCGGCAUCCCUUCAGGGCGGAAUACGCAAACUGCGUGAAUAAGCUAGAGAAGGAUCUGAUCGGCAACUACCAGUCGCAGUUUGAGAAGCUCUUCAAAGCUGAAGCACCAACAUGGGAAACACACGGCAACCUCAUGACGGAACGACAGGUGUCCCGGUGGUUUCUGCAGUGUCUGCGGGAACAGUCACUGCUGUUGGAGAUCAUCUUCCUCUAUCACGCCUACUUUGAGAUGACUCCCACUGACAUGCUCAACUUCACCAAGAUGUUCAAGGAGCAGGGUUUUGGUUUGCGGCAGACCAACAGGCACCUCGUAGACAAGAGCAUGGAUGCGCUUGUCGAUCGAAUUGGGUACUUAAGUUCUCUCAUCCUGGUUGAAGGAAUGGACAUCGACUUUUUGCAAAAAUGUGCCUUAGAAGACUGUACUGAUCAGCAUCAGUUCUCCAGUGUUCCUGAUAUUGUCAAGGAGAUGGACCAGCUGCUUCUGACUUUUGGGGACAUCCCUCAUCACGGGCCUGUGCUGCUGGCCUGGGUCCUGCUGAGACACACGCUUAGACCAGAUGAGUCAAACCCGGUGGUCAGGAGGAUUGGUAACACCGCCCUGCAGCUGGGGGUUUUUAAAUACCUCUCGGCGAUGUUGAAAGGCCUCAGCGCUUCUGGGAACAACUGCACGCCAAGCACAGCAAAGAUGUGCAUCUAUGGCCUCUUAUCAUUCGUCAUCACCUCUUUUGAGGCAGAAAGCCUUCAGACGGCUGAUGCCAACACGCAGGGUUCCCAUCUGGUGGAUGUAGCCUGUGAGGUUCUCUCUGCUCCAAACUUGGCUGAAGUCUUUUGGGAAAUGAAGCCAAACAUGGGCCUGGGAAUCAUCCUGGACAGUGCUGUCGGCAUGUUCCCUCACAAGAUUGGACCUUUGCUGCAGCUCCUCACGGCCCUUCUGUCCAACAAAUCAACUGUUAAAAAGGUGUAUAACUUUUUGGAUAAGAUGUCGUUCUACACUCAAGCUUACAAGCAGAAGCCCAGUGAUAUUAUAUUCAAGGACGAUGAGACAUUGUGGAAGAGGCAAACGCCUAAACUUCUCUAUCCUUUGGGGUCAGGCCAGACAAACUUGUGGAUGCCCCAAGGUGUUCUGGGUCAGGUGAUGGUUGCAGGUGACCAGGGUUACGUUGUGCGCUGGGACUACUCCUACAGCGCCUGGACUCUCUUUACAUGUGAGGUGGAGAUGCUUCUGCACGUGGUUUCAACUGCAGAUGUUAUCGCCCAGUGUGUGCGUGUAAAGCCCAUCCUGGAUCUGGUGCACAAGAUCAUCAGCACCGACUGGACAGUGUCCGAUUGUUUGUUGCCUCUCACCUCACGCAUCUACAUGUUGCUGCAGAGGUUGACAUCAGUGAUCAACCCUCCUGUGGAUGUGAUCGCCUCCUGCGUCAACUGCCUCUCUGUUUUGGCUGCCAGGAUGCCUGGGAAGGUUUGGUCCAGCCUGCACCACACUGGCUUCCUACCUUUCUCCUCCAACCCUCUCACCAACAUGGCCCAGUGUGUCAGUGCUGAUGGGAUGAAAGCCGGUAACUAUGGCAACCUGCUGGUCCAGAAUGAGCAGCCGAGAGGGGAGUAUAGUGUCACCAUCGCCUUCCUCCGACUCAUCACAACUCUGGUCAAGGGCCAACUGGGCAGCACUCAAAACAAAGGCUUGAUCCCCUGCGUGCUACUGGUGCUGAAGGAGAUGCUUCCCACCUACCACAAGUGGCGUUACAACACCUAUGGAGUCAGAGAGCGAAUAGGCUGUUUAAUACUGGAGCUCAUCCACGCCAUCCUCAAUCUGAGCCCUGAGGGAGAAGAUCAGAGCAGCAGCCCCACCCUGCAGUCCCUGUGCAUCUACAGCCUGACCAACACUGAAGCUGGGCAGGCCGUCGUCAACAUCAUGGGAGUCGGCGUGGACACGAUAGAUGUGGUUCUGGCUGCACAGCCCAGCAGCACUGGCUCCGAGAGCCCCGGUCAGGUCCUCAUCCAGACAGUCAAACUCUCCUUUUCUGUCACCAACAACGUGAUCCGUCUCAAGCCGCCGUCCGAUGUGGUGUCCCCGCUUGAGCAGGCGCUGACUCAGCACGGUGGUCACGGCAACAACCUCAUAGUUGUCCUGGCCAAAUACAUUUACCACAAGCACGACCCGGCGCUGCCCCGCCUGGCCAUCCAGCUCCUCAAGAGGCUUGCCACGGUCGCUCCCAUGUCGGUGUACGCCUGCCUGGGCAACGACGCCGCCGCCAUCCGGGAUGCCUUUUUAAUCCGACUGCAGAGCAAGACGGAAGACAUGAGGAUCAAAGUCAUGAUCUUAGAGUUUCUCACCGUUGCCGUGGAGACGCAGCCCGGACUGAUCGAGCUCUUCCUUAAUCUGGAAGUCAAAGAUGGAAAUGAAGGGUCGAAGGAGUUUCUCCUGGGUGAAUGGAGCUGCCUACAUGUCGUAUUGGACCUGAUCGACUCCAAGCAGCAAGGAAAGUACUGGUGCCCGCCGCUGCUCCACCGCGCUGCUCUGGCCUUUCUGCUGGCGCUGUGGCAGGACCGCCGGGACAGCGCCAUCUCCGUGCUGCGGGCCAAAGACAGGUUUUGGGAGAACUUGACGACUCCGCUCUUCGCUACACUGACCCCCCCUUCAGACACCACAGAGCCUUGUGUCCUGGAGACUUGUGCUUUCCUCAUGAAAAUUAUCGGCUUGGAGAUCUACUACGUGGUCAGCGGCUCUUUGGAGCAGGCUCUCAGAGACGGGCUUCAGAAGUUCUCCAACGCGCGGCGGUACGAGUACUGGUCCCAGUACGUGAAGUCGGUGGUCUGCCACGUGGCCGAGAUGCAGGAGGACGGCGUGUGCUACUUUGCCGAGGCCCAGAUGCUGAUCUCCGCCUGGCGCAUGCUGCUGAUCCUCUCCACCAGCCACGCAGAGGUCAUGCACCUGACGGAGGACUCCACCAAGCUGAAGCUCUUCAUGGACGUGCUGAACGCCACCAAAGCCGCCCUGACGACGACCUCGUCUGCGUCAUGUCUUCGUCUUGGGUCCAUGAUGGCGACUCUGCUGGUGGUCCUCCUCAAACAGUGGAGAAGCGUGGUGGCCACCGCUCCUGACAUCCUGCCGCCGCUCUCUCUCAUCCUGGAGAGUGUCCUGCAAGCCGACCAGCAGGUGAUGGAGAAGACCAAAGCCAAGAUCCUGUCGGCGCUCAUUUCUGUGCUGCAGAUCCAGGGACUCAACGGUGGGGAGAUUUCCCAGCUGCCACAGCUGCUGCUCUCUGUGUGCGAGACGGUGAAGGAAGAGUCCCUGAUCCUGAUCGACAACACGCGUCACACUCAGCAGGCGGGGGACGCCACUGAGGACGAGGACUGCAUGGAGACAGACUCUCCUCGCGGCCCCCAGAAGGACCAGAGAGACGGGGUGUGUGUUCUGGCGCUGCACCUGGCCAAAGAGCUGUGCCGCACUGACGAAGACGGGGAGCACUGGGUCUCCGUGAUGAGGAAGGUGCCCGUCCUCCCGUCGGUGCUGAGCGCUGUGGAGCUCAGUCUGAGGUCCAAACAGAACCUCUACUUCACUGAGGCGGCGCUGCACCUGCUGCUCACUCUGGCACGGACACCUCAGGGGGCAGCAGCUGUUGCUGGGGCCGGGGUCAUCCAGACCAUCUGUCUCCCUCUGCUGAGUGUCUACGAAGGCUCGCCCAAUGGAAGCUCUCAGAGCUUCUCCAGGAGGUCGCAGGACUCGGCCUGCUGGCCCGGAGUCUACCGCCUCUGCAUGUCCCUGAUGGAGAGUCUGCUGAAGACGCUGCGCUACAACUUCAUCAAUGAAGCUCUGGACUUUGUGGGCGUGCACCAGGAGCGGAUCCUGCAGUGUCUGAAUGCGGUGCGGACGGUCCAGAGUCUGGCGUGUCUGGACGAGGCCGACCACACGGUGGGCUUCCUGCUGCAGCUCUCAAACUUCUGCAAGGAGUGGCACUUCCACCUGCCCAAGCUGCUGCGGGACGUGCAGGUGAACCUGUGUUACCUGUGCCAGACGUGCACGUACCUGCUGCACAGCAAGAAGAUGCUGCACCACUACCUGCAGGCCAAGAACGGGGAGGCGCUGCCCCCCGGGCCCCUCCCCAGACCUCAGCGCACGCCGCAGACGCCAUCUAGGGAGACAGCGGGAGCAGCAGGGGGCGACAGAGAGGAGGUGGAGCAGAAGGCUCUGCUGGCAGUGCAGUGUAGCCUGCUCAAGAUCCUCAGUAAAACUCUGGCCAGCCUGCAGCACUUCACCCCAGACUGCUGCCAAAUCCUGCUGGACCAGUGCAUGGACCUGGCCGAGUACCGGACGCUGUUCGUGCUCAGCUUCACCACGCCGGCCUUCGACCCUGAUGUGGCACCUUCAUUCGGAACUCUGCUGGCCACCAUCAACGUGGCACUGAGCAUGUUGGGAGAGGUGGAGAAGAAGAAGGAGCCAGCGUCUCUGAGCAUCGUUGCUUUGGCCUCUUCAGAUGAAGUCCAAGCUCUCAAGUCGCUGCUGAUGUUCACGAUGGAGAACUGCUUCUACGUGCUGAUCUCACAGGCGGUUCGCUGCCUCAAAGACUCUGCCAUUGUGCCGCGAGACAAGCAGAGACUCAAGCAGGAGCUCAGCUCCGAACUGAGCACACUGCUGUCCUCACUGUCCAGACACUUCCGGAAAGGCUCGCCAUCGUCCCCAGCUAGUGGGGUCCUUCCCAAACCUUCCACGCCGGGUUCAAAAGGCAGCCAUGAAGGUCAGGAGCCAGUCAUCCAGCUGGUCCAGGCUUUCGUCAGACUGGUGCAGAGAUGAACACCUCGUCCUGGUUCCUCAGGCCUAGUUUUAUAGGUCGCCAUGACGACGCAGCCGCCGCCAAAAGACCUUUUGUAAUUCUUUUGAUAUUCGUUUAUACCGAAGCACGUCAAUCUAAUAAAGGGACUGAAGACAG
Synchiropus splendidus (mandarinfish) is the source of this 5443-nucleotide messenger RNA. RefSeq names its product nucleoporin 188 (gene nup188). NCBI's taxonomy places the organism in Eukaryota, Metazoa, Chordata, Actinopteri, Syngnathiformes, Callionymidae. The record is from RefSeq and is a predicted model, not a curated record. The transcript has 43 exons. The coding region runs from base 58 to 5307 and encodes 1749 amino acids. Gene Ontology annotation, cellular component: nuclear pore inner ring. Gene Ontology annotation, biological process: RNA export from nucleus; protein import into nucleus. Gene Ontology annotation, molecular function: structural constituent of nuclear pore.